AUGAAGUUUAAUAAUCUUGAAGAGGGCCUUGAAUUUUAUAAAAGAUACGCAUUUGCUGCUGGAUUCAACACAAGAAAAUCUACAACUAAAAGGCAAAGAAGAAGCAAAGAAUUGAAGUCACAGUAUAUCUUAUGCAAUAAAGAAGGAUACAAAGAGAAAAGAAAGCCUACUGUUGAAAAAGAUUUAAAUAACAACGAAGGAGAAAGCAAUGAAGAAAAAACUUCAAUCAAAAGGAAGAGACUCGUUACUCGUGUUGGGUGCAAGGUGAAUAUUGGUCCUGUUACAACUUUUCGAAUGAUGAAGGAAAUUGUUGGAGGAUAUGAUAACAUCGGUGCAUCUAAGCAAGAUUUCAAAAAUUUUCAUAGAGAUUUGAAAGCAUACAUUCAAGGAAGUGAUGCUCAAAUGUUCGUGGAUAACUUUACCAACAAAAAGUUAAUGUGGAGCGCUUUUUUCUUUGAUUUUGAGAUGGAUGAUGAUUAUUGCCUUUGUAGAGCAUUAUGGGCUGAUCCCCUUUGUAAAAAGAGUUACGCUCUAUUUGGUGAUAUGGUAUCCUUUGAUACCACAUACCAAACCAAUAGGUACAACAUGGUGUUUACUCCAUUUACAGGGGUUGCCAUCAUAAGAGCUGCAUUACUUUUGCUGCUGGUUUCAUAG
Molecule: messenger RNA, 654 nt
Organism: Chenopodium quinoa (quinoa)
Lineage: Eukaryota; Viridiplantae; Streptophyta; Magnoliopsida; Caryophyllales; Amaranthaceae
Product: protein FAR1-RELATED SEQUENCE 5-like
Exons: 3
Coding region: 1-654 (217 amino acids)
Biological process (GO): regulation of DNA-templated transcription
Source: RefSeq, a predicted model, not a curated record